Messenger RNA from Zophobas morio, 1981 nucleotides. RefSeq names its product cilia- and flagella-associated protein 206. NCBI's taxonomy places the organism in Eukaryota, Metazoa, Arthropoda, Insecta, Coleoptera, Tenebrionidae. The record is from RefSeq and is a predicted model, not a curated record. Gene Ontology annotation, cellular component: ciliary basal body; axoneme. Gene Ontology annotation, biological process: regulation of cilium beat frequency. The transcript has 8 exons. Bases 68 to 1948 code for a protein of 626 amino acids.
CCGAGUUACCGUAACUGUCAUCGAUCAAACACUGUCAUUUCUACUUAACUCCACUUUUUCCUUUAAAAUGCACUGCGACGGAGCAAUUCGAAACAUAGAAAAAGAAAUUUUGCGAGAAUGCACCAACAAAAAUAUACAAGUACACGAGAAUUUCGUCAAUUACUACCUCAAACUUCUCUCGUUGGACCCAUCUUGGGGCAUAACGGGAAAAGACGUCCUCAAUCGAAAUGACGUCCAGCGUUUUAUUAAACACGUAGUGAAUAAACUGGAAGAUGAGUACACUCCUCCUAUGAUAACACUGAAGAUGCAAUACUACUUCACUUGUAAUUUCCAACAGAAGAACAAGAUGGUUAAGAGGAAUCGGGCGGAAUUAUUAUUGAGGUUGAAAGUGUUAGAGCAGGAGAUUAUAGACGUGAAAACUGUAAGCGAGGAAGAUUAUAUUAACGUGUUGUAUAAGAAGAUGGUGUAUUACAUUGGUUUAGCGUCAGGGUUGGGAAGUCCGUCGAUAGAGUCAGUGUAUAAGGAAGUUAGAGCCGCUUUAGGCAGUAUCCUUGACAGGAACGAGAUAAAGGAGUUCACGACGCAGCCGAGGUACGUCAAGUUGGAUAACUUGGCGGAGUUUACUAAACUGGUGACAGGAAUAAGAUUGUUUAACAGAGAUUGUGGAAAAGGAGGGGAAGGAAUGGAGGACUUACCGAAACUCAUCAAUGAAGCUCUGGAUGCUACAGGAGCCGAACUUCAAGCUACUCUUGUUCAAAUUAUGGAUAAGGUGAAUUUGAUGACCACAGCUCUGGAUUUUGUUUACUUUACGGAGCUUAACGAAAGAAAUCGCUAUGUUAUCGAGUGUAGGCCUCCAAAAGGGGUAACUGUGUCGGAUGUGGAGACCGUCAGGGAUACCCUUAUUGUUUACAGGCAAUACGAGGUCUAUAUCAGGAAACUCCUAGAAGAAGUAGAUAAAAUAGAAACGACUUCUGGGCAUAUUUUCUCAAACCUGCAACACGCUUUAAUUGAACUUCAUCGCGUAGUCAAACACAGAAUCGCUAUUCCUGUUAACCAAGUUUUUCCCCACUUUAUCAAACUUUCUGACAUUUGGUGCAAUCUCCAAGACCAAACCAUCCUCUUAGCAAAAGUGAACCAAAUCAUGACCGGCUUACAGAGAUACAUUAAGUUCUUAAACUUCAAUGAUGUCACAGCAGAAAUGAUGUUACCAGCGGGAGAAAGCCCGAUGACGGAUGCUCAACGUCUAGACAAAACUAGAUGGCUGACAAUACCAACAGAGAAGAGCAAAGCAAAAAUUGUUGAUAUUACAAAUUACACAAGCAUAGAUAGAUUGAAACUAGAGUAUUUAGGAUUUUGUGCGUGGAAGCUUUUUGUGACUGAUGGGGCUCUAUUACCAGGGAAUCCCAGUUUAGGGAUUAUCAAGUCCAUGCAUAUGAACUUUGUGUGUUCGUCAGUAGAGGCUGGGGUAGCGUUUUCGCACGAACCGGAAAAGUGUGUAAUGGAAGGUAUUAAUUUGGCUAGAAGAAAAAUUGAACUUAUUAACUUGCUGGGAAUAAAGAGUCGGUUAAUUUUGGUUCAGAAUAUCAAAGAGCUAUUUAAAGAACCACCAGAACUUCCACUAACUGAAGAUGUGGAAAUACAGACCGAAAUUCAUCCGCUUGAGGAUGCUAUAGACAAGAAUUAUUGUUGGAAUGUGUGGGAUUUAAGAAGGAGAGCGAUUCUCUUCGCAAAUUUGUCACAUUGCAAGACCUUGAGUUGUCAACCCCAGACAAGUCACUACAAAGUGAAUUUCAAGACGCAGACUUGGGAAACCAAAAAUCAGGAGUGUCAGACCAGAAGAGACAACUACUCUAACGUGCCUAGACCUUUGAACUACUUCUUCGGUUUAAGAGGUCGGAAAGACAAUAAACAGUUUAUUAUUGAGCUCACAAGGCCAGUCGAAGAAUAAAAAUUAUACAUAUUGGUUAUAUUGUCAUCAAAA